GCUGCGCGUCACAGCGUCAUGGCGUCAUGACGCCGGUCAGCUGACAGCCUCCUGAAGAGAGACUGCAGACAUCUUGAAUGAAUGUUAGUAACUUAUCAAUUGGAGGCAGCGGCGAAGGUUACCUGUGAAGAGGCGAGGAACACGGGUUGGACUUCACUAUGGCUACGUAGGAUUCAGAUUCACAAUGAUCGGAGGAUUGUUUAUCUACAACCACAAGGGAGAGGUGCUGAUCUCCCGUGUGUACCGUGAUGACAUAGGGCGCAACGCGGUGGACGCGUUCCGUGUGAACGUGAUCCACGCCCGGCAGCAGGUCCGCUCGCCCGUCACCAACAUCGCCCGCACCAGCUUCUUUCACGUCAAGCGCUCCAACAUCUGGCUGGCGGCUGUCACCAAGCAGAACGUCAACGCCGCCAUGGUCUUCGAGUUCCUCUACAAGAUGUGCGACGUGAUGACUGCUUACUUCGGCAAGAUCAGUGAGGAGAACAUCAAGAACAACUUCGUGCUGAUCUAUGAGCUGCUGGAUGAGAUCCUGGACUUUGGCUACCCACAGAACUCUGAGACAGGAGCACUGAAAACCUUCAUCACCCAGCAGGGCAUCAAGAGCCAGGAACCUUAUGGUUGUGGGACAUCUCACCUCCAGCAUCAGACCAAGGAGGAGCAGUCUCAGAUCACCAGCCAGGUGACAGGGCAGAUCGGUUGGCGCCGUGAGGGGAUCAAGUACCGGAGAAAUGAGCUCUUCCUCGAUGUGCUGGAGAGCGUCAACCUGCUCAUGUCUCCACAAGGUCAGGUUCUGAGCGCUCAUGUGUCAGGCCGGGUCGUGAUGAAGAGCUACCUGAGCGGAAUGCCCGAAUGCAAGUUCGGCAUGAAUGACAAGAUCGUCAUCGACAAGCAGGGCAAGGGCGCCGCAACGGACGACUCGGCUAAGAGUGAGAUGGGGGGAAGCAGUGGGAAGCAGUCCAUCGCCAUCGACGACUGCACCUUCCACCAAUGCGUGCGGCUCAGCAAGUUCGACUCGGAGAGAAGCAUCAGCUUCAUCCCCCCCGACGGGGAGUAUGAGCUCAUGAGGUACCGAACCACUAAAGACAUCAUCCUGCCCUUCCGGGUCAUCCCUCUGGUCAGGGAGGUAGGCCGCACCAAGCUAGAGGUGAAGGUUGUCAUCAAGUCCAACUUCAAGCCUUCUUUGCUGGCACAGAAGAUUGAGGUGCGCAUUCCCACACCCCUCAACACCAGCGGGGUGCAGGUGAUCUGUAUGAAGGGCAAAGCCAAGUACAAGGCCAGUGAGAACGCCAUCGUGUGGAAGAUCAAGCGCAUGGCUGGGAUGAAGGAGUCCCAGAUCAGUGCUGAGAUUGAACUACUUCCCACUAAUGACAAGAAGAAGUGGGCUCGCCCCCCCAUCUCGAUGAACUUUGAGGUACCCUUCGCACCUUCUGGGCUCAAGGUGCGCUACCUGAAGGUGUUCGAACCCAAGCUGAACUACAGCGACCACGACGUCAUCAAAUGGGUUCGCUACAUUGGCCGAAGCGGCAUCUAUGAGACGCGCUGCUAGGCAGGCCAUUCCUUCUGUCAGUGGCGAUGUCUUACUUCUAAACUGAUGCAUAACCAACCCUGGAUUAAGUGACUAGGCACUCCUGGCUAACACUAUAGCCCCCACGGUAGGCUUCAUUUCAGCCCUUUUCAGUAUUAUUUCCCAAGCUGUGUUAAUGUAGUAUCCGUCUCUCCUCUAAAAGUAGUUUAGGCUUUGUGUCCUGCUCCUCAUGUACUGAUUGAUAACCUGUAUGAAUAAUCUUGGUAGCUUGCUGCUGGCUUGCUGGAAAACAUCAUGCAGUUAACCACAAAGACUGGAGAAGAGGUGUUAUGAGAAUGGGGGGAGGGGGUAGGUUUAUAGUCUACCUGUAGUCACAAUCUGGCCUGUAGCCAGCAGCAGCAAAUUCAUCCUCACCACUUAAUAAAUGGUUGUUGGGAAUGAGUAGCUACACAA
Messenger RNA from Brienomyrus brachyistius, 1978 nucleotides. RefSeq names its product AP-2 complex subunit mu-B-like. Gene Ontology annotation, biological process: intracellular protein transport; clathrin-dependent endocytosis. Gene Ontology annotation, cellular component: AP-2 adaptor complex; cytoplasmic vesicle. The record is from RefSeq and is a predicted model, not a curated record. Bases 185 to 1546 code for a protein of 453 amino acids. The transcript has 13 exons. Gene Ontology annotation, molecular function: clathrin-cargo adaptor activity. Lineage: Eukaryota; Metazoa; Chordata; Actinopteri; Osteoglossiformes; Mormyridae.